AUGGCCUGGGCUGCAAGAGAUGCGCUCCGCCCUUUUCUCCUCUUCUGCCGUCUGUUCGCAUGGCUGAGUGCUGUCAUCGUCAUGGGCAUCACGGCUUGGGCCGUGACCAAGAGGGAUAGCUACCGAGUGAUCUAUCCGCUAGUGAUUGCUGUUCUAACAACAGCGUUUUAUAUUCCUGCGAUGGUAGUAUCAGCUAUGAAACGUAACCGCGGAUACAUGCUGCCCUUGGACAUUGUCCUUUCCUACUUAUGGCUUGCAGCAUUCAUCUUCCUUGCUCAGCACGUUGGGCAAGCAAACUGUCGAUGGUUCUCUUUCGGUGUCUCAAGCUCAUGCACCCGUAAGAGAACUGCUGAAGCCUUCUCUUUCCUGGCUUUCUUCUGGACGCUCUGCGCCAUGUGCUUUGAGAUCUUCAAUUUCUACUAUAGUGGAAGAGAGGGACCACUGGGAACGCACCCACAUGCCGAAAAACAUCCUCAUCCCGACGCCGGCCGUGCUCCUGCAGAUGGGCCAGCAGAUGUGGCCCAACCGGCUGCUUAA
Aspergillus lentulus is the source of this 537-nucleotide messenger RNA. RefSeq names its product MARVEL domain-containing protein. Gene Ontology annotation, cellular component: membrane. The record is from RefSeq and is a predicted model, not a curated record. Lineage: Eukaryota; Fungi; Ascomycota; Eurotiomycetes; Eurotiales; Aspergillaceae.